Phyllostomus discolor (pale spear-nosed bat) is the source of this 3166-nucleotide messenger RNA. RefSeq names its product cadherin related family member 4 (gene CDHR4). NCBI's taxonomy places the organism in Eukaryota, Metazoa, Chordata, Mammalia, Chiroptera, Phyllostomidae. Gene Ontology annotation, molecular function: calcium ion binding. Bases 161 to 2647 code for a protein of 828 amino acids. The transcript is spliced from 18 exons. Gene Ontology annotation, cellular component: plasma membrane. Gene Ontology annotation, biological process: homophilic cell-cell adhesion. The record is from RefSeq and is a predicted model, not a curated record.
GGAGUCUACAGCUCGGUCGCCGGGAACGGGCGGGGCUGCAGGCUGGGAGGCCCGGGAGGCCCGCCCACCCGUGUGUUUGAGCAGCUCACCUGGCAACAGGUGGGCCUGACAGUCUGCUUUUCCAGAGUCUCCUCUGCCAUCCGUGUCUUUAGGGCACACAAUGGUGCUGUUCAGGCCCCUGGCACUGCUUCUUGCUCUGGUUGUCGCUGACCGCCACUGCCUGCCCUGGUCCGUGAGUAUCUCUGAGAGACAGGGGCCCGGCGCCGUCUUCCAGUCCCUCUCCUUGAACUGCUCUUCACACGUGCCCACCUUGAAGCUGCUGCGCGUGCGGCCACCCACUACCUUCUUCGACGCACUCAACCUCAGCGUAACCACGUGGCAGGGGACCUAUAUGGGAAAGCUGACCUUGAACAACACGGCCCGGCUGGACACCCUGGCCGUGAGCCACUACGAGCUACAGCUGCAGGUCACGUGUGGCACCCUUGUGAUGGAAGGGCCACUCUCCGUUGAUGUGCAGCGGGACCCCGACCAUAUCCAGUGUGCGGGCCGAUUCAUCAGCCCAGUCAUCCAGGUGCCGGAAACCGUCACACCCGGGGCCAGACUGUACACUUUGCUGCUCCCAGACCUAAGACUCCAGGGAGCCCAGAUAAACAUCACCAGUGCCCAGGACCCUCCACACUUCCCUGGGCCUUUCUCCAUCGACGGGCAGGGCUGGCUGCAGGCACCGGCCCAGGGCCUCAGCGGCCAGGCUCCCAAGACCUUCCGGCUGCACGUCCUGGUGACCUGGGGAGCAGGCCGGAGCUGCGGAGGGACGCUCACAGUGCGAGUUUUGUCUGCCCCUUCCGGCCGGGUCUCCUUCCCGGAGCGGCACCGGAGCAUCACCAUCCCGGAGGACCUGGUGCCUGGCAGUGAGGUGGUUCAGGUGCAGGCCCGGGGCUUGGACGUGCGCUACGAAAUCCUCUCUCCGGCGCCCUGCCCGUUCUUCUCCAUCGGACCCGCGGACGGCGUGAUUCGGACCACUGGGCCCCUAGACUUGGCACUGGCCCCAGGCGCCGCGGUCACUGUACUGCAGGUGAAGGCCUUCGAGCGGCUCCAGCCAUGGGCCAGCGUCCAGCUGGAGCUCACCGUGAACGUGACUCCCGUCAACCGUUGGCCCCCGCGCUGCCACCCAGCGCUUCUGGUGACUCAAGUCCCCGAGACCGUGCCCGUGGGCACCGUGCUGAGCACCUUCACGUGUGCUGACCGGGACUCCCCUGCCUCCACCCUCGACUACCAGCUGCGGUUUCACGGCCCUCCUGGGCUGCCCAGCCUCUGCCUUAGCGGCAGGGCUCUGAAGGUCAAUGCCACACUGGACUGCGACACUCCUGGGGCCUGCUUUCAGCUGGCAGCCUCCGUCCUGGUGUUCGAUGGCGGUCAGCCCCCGAUGACCACCGAGGUGCCAGUGCUGGUGACGGUGACACCGGUCAACGAGUUCUCCCCAGCUUGCGCUCCACGCGUGUUCCGGGUCCGCGAGGACGCGGGGCCCCGCACCCUGCUGGGCUCUGUGGCGGGCACGGACAGGGAUUACCCGCACGACCGCGUGCAGUACUCCAGCCCUGGCGGGUCCGCCACCUUUGCCGUGGACCACCUCAGUGGGGAGGUUCGCCUCCUGGGGCCGCUGGACUACGAGCAGCAGAGGCUGCACAGGCUCACUGUCCUGGUGACCGACCAGCGCGGGGACCGGGACGCCGCCCACCGCCGCUCCGGCUCCUGCACGGUGACCAUCGAGGUGGAGGACGUGAACGACCAUGCUCCCGAGUGCGAGCCCCCGUUUCAGGAGCUCACCAUCCACACCUCCCCGGGCCGUAGCUCGGAGGUGACCAAGGUGUCGUGUCGGGUCCCUCAGGAGCCACAGCGCCUGGCCUUCUCCUACAGCAUCGUGGGAGGGAACAGUCAGAGCCGGUUCAGCCUGCGCGGGGCCGUGCUGGUGCACAGCGACGGGGCGGCGGGGCCCCCCCUGCUGGAGCAGCCCCGCACUUACGAGCUGCUGAUCCGUGCGGCCGACGCAGGCCCCUCCGCCCCCCACCUCAGCACCACAGCCACCGUCAUCGUGCACGUGGUCCCCUGGAGGGCCAGCACGGCGGCCACCAGCACCCACAGAGCCACAGUGCCUUCCGCAGGGACACCGCUGCUCGUGACAGACACAGAGGCCUUCUGGCAGCCGGAGCCCUGGUUCGUGGCGGCGCUGACGGUGACCGGCGCCCUUCUCCUCUGGACUCUGGGCUGGAUCCUCAGCGGGCUCCUCCGGGGGUCGGCCCGGGGGCUACAGACACCCAGCAAACCAGCCCAGGCUCUGCGACUGAGCAGCAUCCGGGGAACCGAGGGGUCCGCGGAGGGGUCCACGGAGGCACCAAAGACGGAGACACAGCAGGCACCCAGCAGCAUCAUGGGCCUCCAGCAUUUCGAUGGCAGAGCACAGGACGCCCGUGAGUCCCUUCCUCCCAAACCACUCCCCACCUGGACCCACUGUCCCUCCUUCCCCCGUCUCAGUGUCUCCUACCACCAAGCACCCACCGUCCGAUCUACUCUUUCCCUGAAUGGGGUCCGUUCUCGCUCCCACUCACCUUCCAGCCCACGUUUGUCAAACACCUGCGGGGCCAGGAAAUGACUCAGAGCCACUCUUGUUCCUGCCCUCGGGAGCAGGGGGGGCGGUGGUGAGGGCGAGGCCCCCAGGUACUCUGUUGUCACCAAUGAACCAAGGCAGAGUAAUCUGGCUCUGGGUUUAGGGGAGCUGGUGUCCAGUUUUGCAGAACCCAGAAUAUGCUUCCUCUGCCUUUGAGCGGGACCUCACGGGAUUUUCUGAGAAAGGAGGGAGGGGACAGGUUGGAUUAAGCAGAAGGCGGGUCACACCCAGGGUCCUGGGACAUCUCCUACCCUUGGGGGAGGGAGGCAGCUCUGCUGAGACCCCAGCAGGCCCAGCAGUGCCCCCUCCCUCCUGCCCAUGCAUCCGAGCUCAGGCACAGGCAGAGAUUACCUGUUCAGCACGCGCACGGGAGCCCGGCGCUGGCUCUGAGGCCAGGAAGCUUCUUCACCAUGUGGGAAUUUCCCCUUCACGUCGUCCCGGGCUGUGCUUUCAAGUUGAUUCAAUAAUAAACAAAAUUACAAGCAGGAAAGUCCCAGCCUCGGA